AUGAAGAACAUCCCAUAUGCUUCUGCUGUUGGAAGCUUGAUGUAUGCUCAGGAUUGCACUCGACCCGACAUAGCAUUUGCUGUGGGAAUGUUAGGAAGAUACCAAAGUAAUCUAGGUUUGGACCACUGGAGAGCUGCAAAGAAGGUGAUGAGGUAUCUUCAAGGAACAAAGGGACACAUGCUUAUGUACAAACGGACGAACAACUUGGAGGUAGUUGCUUACUCGGACUCAGACUUUGCUGGCUGUAUUGAUUCCCGUAAAUCAACAUCGGGAUAUAUUUUUAUGUUCACUGGCGAAGCUGUAUCCUGGAAGAGUGCAAAACAAACCUUGGUUGCCACUUCCACUAUGGAGGCAGAGUUCGUUUCCUGUUUUGAGGCCACCUCACAUGGUGUGUGGUUGAAAGGUUUCAUAUCGGGGCUUAGAAUUAUGGAUUCCAUUGCUAGGCCAUUAAGAAUAUUUUGCGACAAUUCAGCUGCAGUUUUUAUGGCUAAGAACCACAAAAGUGGUAGUCGAAGCAAGCACAUCGACAUCAAGUAUUUAGCCAUCAGAGAACGUGUUAAAGAGAAGAAAGUGGUCAUAGAACACAUAAGUACUGGAUUGAUGAUAGCUGAUUCUUUAACUAAAGGCAUGCCGCCGAUGAGUUAUAAAGAUCAUGUUUCUAGAAUGGGCAUUGGUCCAAUUAUGUAA
This is a messenger RNA of Eucalyptus grandis, 687 nucleotides long. RefSeq names its product secreted RxLR effector protein 161-like. Bases 1 to 687 code for a protein of 228 amino acids. The record is from RefSeq and is a predicted model, not a curated record. The transcript has a single exon. NCBI's taxonomy places the organism in Eukaryota, Viridiplantae, Streptophyta, Magnoliopsida, Myrtales, Myrtaceae.